AUGUAAAAUUAAGACAGUUUAUUCUUUUAGAGUCAACUCUAUGUGGCAGAAUUGUGUGAGCCCAUAAGUUUAAUAGAAUUUGUAUUGGAAGAUGUAAAACCAAAACAGGAAAAAUAAUAAAGAUUGUCACCAGUCAUUUAAGUUUCAGAUAGAAAAGAAAAAUUGAAAACACAAAAUGAAAAGAGUAUAGAUUUGUUGAAAUAAUAUAGAUAGUCAAUCCAUCCAAAUCUAAUGUGCCUCAUACAUAAUAAAGUAGAAAGAGUAUUUCAGAAAUUACUUGUAAAGGAAAAAAGUGGAUUAUUAAGAAAUUAAAUGAAGAAAACUAACCUAAGUAAGUAGUAACUUGUUUACCUAAUUUGCCUAAACCUAUUUAGAAUUAAGGAAAGCUAUUUUCAAACACUGCUUCGAGACAGAUGAAACAGAGACUCAAUAAAUUUAUAGUGGAUCAGAAUAAGAAUCAAUUCCUACUCCAGAACGAUAUUUUACAAGGAUAAAACUCUUCAUUGUCUCAUUUAAGUAAUAUUAAUUAAGUAAUUGUAUUAGUUAGAUUAAAAUCAGACUCUCCAAAAUAACUCCCGAUUUAUGAUGUUAAUUUUUUGUAGAACUUUUAAUAAUUGUUUUCUUGA
Molecule: messenger RNA, 626 nt
Organism: Paramecium octaurelia
Lineage: Eukaryota; Ciliophora; Oligohymenophorea; Peniculida; Parameciidae
Source: the annotation of a GenBank genome assembly